Messenger RNA from Rhincodon typus (whale shark), 5358 nucleotides. RefSeq names its product protein TASOR 2-like. NCBI's taxonomy places the organism in Eukaryota, Metazoa, Chordata, Chondrichthyes, Orectolobiformes, Rhincodontidae. The coding region runs from base 165 to 1460 and encodes 431 amino acids. The record is from RefSeq and is a predicted model, not a curated record. Gene Ontology annotation, biological process: negative regulation of gene expression, epigenetic. Gene Ontology annotation, cellular component: nucleoplasm. The transcript has 9 exons.
CAGCGUAAGACUGGCGGGGACGGCCGUGUGUAAUGCUCAUGUGAAAAUCUCCUUUAAAAAGAUCUGUUUCAAAAGGGGAACGAAGCGAGGAGCCCUGAGGAUGGAAGCACUCCGAGCUGGGAUUGGAAGAAGAGACUGAGCUGCCCCAGUCGAUCUCCCUCCACAUGGCUUGGAUCAAGCAGCUGUUUCUGCUGUGGUCAAUAUUUCAGGCAGCCCUUGCCUUUAAAGGAAACUGCGGCAAGCCCGACUUUAAAGUUAAAAAUAUAGAUCUAAGCGAAAUAAUGGACGCACAUUUUGAAGUUGGUCACAGACUCCGAUUGAAGUGCCAAAGUGGUUAUAAGAGAAAGGCAGGAACAUCAAACCUCAUCAGAUGUCAGAACAACUCUAAACAAGUCAAGUGGUCAGAGCCAAAUCUCGAGUGUAUAACAACACCUGUAGAGCCAAGAUCUGUACACCCAGCAAUAUCGGCAGCUACUCCAGGAUCACUUUCUGACCACUACACUGCAUCAACCAUGGACAUUAAAAUCACCUCAGGAACUAAAUAUCAAGGUCAUAAACUUUACCUUCCAUUCCAUUGCAUCUUGCCUUUCGAUAAUCGCCCAUCAAGUUCAAAUGAGCAGCCCUUUAAAUUAUUUUAUUUGUUAAUAAUCCUAUUGAUAUUUCAGGAAUGUCUAAAGAACGAAGGACAUGUGGAGAUUGGACUGCUGGAUCUCUCAGUGACACAGCCACAUCAUUGUGGCAAAGUGCUUAUUAUUAUUAGAAAUGAAGACAUAUCAGGACACCUGCACCAGAUUCCGCAUUUAUUGGCUCUGAAACAGAUGCCAUGUGUUCAGUUUGCUGGUGUGGAUAGUGCGGAAGAUAUAAAAGACCAAACAUUUCAAGAGUUAUUUAGCUCUGGAGGUUUUGUUGUUUCUGAUGGGACAGUGCUGAACAAUGUAACUCCAGAAUGCUUGCAACAGAUUUCGUCUGUCCUGGAACAGCUGAACGCUCAGCAUAACUGGAAGUGGAUGAUUCAUUUCAAAGAACUCAAAAAACUGAAGGAGACGGCAAGAGAAGACAACACUGCAAAGAGAAAAGUUUCUCUGUUGACGCGGAAGAUUGCAGCAAACCUUGUGGAAGUUCUCCCUUUCCACACGUGUGAUUCCAGGUCCAGGGAGAAGCCUGACUAUCUCAGCUGUCUCAUGAAGCUGCAGGUUCAGAAAAUAAGUUCCAGGUUUGCAGUGUUUCUUACAGGGAAACUUGAGAACCGAGAUCUUUUCGCACAAAGUGGAAUCCUUGUUACAGAUGUAAACAGUUUUACUAAAGGUUUGAGAAUGCUAACAACCUCUACACAGGACACUUUGGACACAGAAAAUGCUCAUGUGACAGAAGGAGGACACUACUCGGAGAUCCAGUUGGAGCCACCCUAUGGGAAGAAUAAAGUCAAUCAGAAUUUGCAAAUGCCAUCCAGCUUGUUCUGAUUAUGAUCCGUACAUCAAAUGUGCAAUCGGAGGUGGGGAGGGUGGGAUGGGUGCAGGGAGGGGAGUGGGGCAAGGAAAAGAAGUCUUCCAAAUCUCAUCAUCCUGCCUUUGGCUUCCACCAAAAAGGCCAAAGAACUUUCUUUCAACUCACCAGGGCCUGACUAAAGAACCUAUGCAUAGGAGGAUCAGAAUCCAAGUUUUGCAUUUGGUAGAGAGAUCAACAGACCCCCUUUUGUAUGUUUUCUACCUGUUGUGUUCUCAGUAGUUUUCCUAUGAUUUACCUCGUUUCCAAGCAUGCUGCCAUGAGUGAGUUCUUUUUCUGAGUCUGCCUGAGUUUUGGCAAACAAUUUGCUGAACACUUUCAAUGAAAUUUGGGAAACCUAACUGCAUACUCUGGCUGACAGCAAAUCCCGUUAGUGACAGGGCCAACAGGCUUAUUUCUCACUGUCUAAAAAAUUCAACUUCCACUCCAAAUUUCCUGUAAUUCAUUUCCCGUGAGGCCAGCAAAGGUAAGGAGCAACCACACAGUGCUUUCUGAUGCUCAAACUCUACAGACCAGUUUACCGCUGAUGGUAGGAAGUUCUUGCAGACACUCCAGAACACCUUCCUCCGUUUAAACAGUAUUUUAGUCUGAGCAGCUAUCAAGCCAUCAGGAAUAGAAAGCUCAACAGGUCCAGUUUUUUUUGCAUUCAGCACAUGGAAUGAGCCAUGAAAGAACUGAAACUGACUUGUAGUUGGGGAUUCAGAUUGUAUUUUUUCAGGUCAAUCUUGUUUUAUUCCAAUCUUAUCUGCUUUUAAUAUCCUGGUUGACUAACAUUUUGCAAAAUGUAAUCCUCAUUUGAGGAAAUAAAUCUCAACCUAAUGGGUAGCAAUCUACCUCUUAUCUAAUAAAACACUAGGAAAUAGUUUGUUUUUGCAACACAUACUUUAGCAAAAUAUACACUGAUUUGGAGCAGUGUUCACAGUUUUUAAAGUGAUUUAUGAUUAGUUCUUUUUCUUUAGGACUCUAUGUAUCUGACACAAUUUUAGCUAACAGAUGAACUCCAUGAGUUCAAUUUCCUUCCAUUCACUCCUCCCAUUUCAAGUAUGUAACUAAAGUCAACAGAAAAACUGAAUGGAAAACAACACAGAAACCUGCUCCAGAUUUAUUUUGAAUGAUAUAAAUACUUGCAAACAUCAAAAUAGGAAAUGCAUUACUGGUUAUUUGAACAUGUCACAGAAUUGUCAAGAUGAUAUAUUGCUGCCACAUUUGAUCGAUUUUCAUUUUUUAACGCAUCAAGAUGUAAUUUUUACAUCCCAUUCAGACUACAUUAACUUUGUCAAUUCAACAGAACUGAAGUUUACUAUAUUUUUGUAUUUAUUUGUAUAUAUUUAAUCAGUGUCAAAAUAAAGAUUAUUUCUGUAUUUCAAAAACAGCAACAUUACAUUUUACACUAUGUUUUGUUAAAAUACUUUCAAAAUUUGAACUUUUGUAGAAGUUUUUUUUGUCAUUAAGAAACUGAACAAUGACCUGCAAGUUGGACAAUGUAAAGUUAAGGACUGCAAGGUGUGGAGGAGGUGAUGGCCUAGUGGUAUUAUCACUGGGCUGUUAAUCCAGUAACCCAAGUAAUGUCCUGGGGCCCUGGGUUUGAAUCCUUCCACAGCAGAUGGUGGAAUUUGCAUUCAAUUUUUAAAAAUCUGCCAUUAGCAGUCUCAAUAACUAUGAAACCAUUUGAUUGUUGGAAAAAUCCACCUGGUUCACUAAUGUCCUUUAUGGAAGGAAACUGCCAUCCUCACCUGGUCUGGCCUAUAUGUGACUUCAGACCCACAGCAAUGUGGUUGACUCUGAACUGCCCUCUGGGUAGUUAGAGAAGGGCAAUAAAUGUUGGCUUAGCCAGUGAUGCCCUCAUCCCAUGGAAACAAAAACCUCCCCAUUGCUAUUAUAUAAUAUUUUAAAAACCAACCUUCCAUGAUGGUUCAGCAAAGUCAGAUAUCCUGGAGUUGUCAUAUUUAAUCUCUUCUACCUUUAUCUUUACUUAUUCCCGUCUGCCUCAUUAAUGCCAAGAAGUUCUCAUGGAGAAAAAUACCGGAAGUUUGUCAAAGAUUGAUGUACCUGUAUUGUUCCCAUUUGAAUGACAGGUUAAUCAACCUACAAAGGGUGUGUUAGAUUUUAAACUUUAUUCCUCGGUGUUGUGAUCCUAGCUGAUGUUACUGCUGGAUAAGACAGAUCCCAGAAUUAAGCCUGCUUGAUUGCUCAGUUUUUAAAAUUUUACCUAACAGUCACACAAAGCUGCAGAGUUUCUUUAAUAACUGAGCAGCAAUUUAUUACAGAAAAGAAGAAACAGAAACAACCAUAUCAUGUAGAAGACAGUUUGAAAGACCGUCAAACACAGCGAAACCAAGUCUCGUAUUCCCAACACCAUCACUUUAUCGCAAUUCAAUUCCAGAGAAAUUACUUCCCUAUAUCAGAUCUUUAAGUUUGAUGUAACUGAUUCUCCUAAAUUUGCUCCUGUGAGUGUUGAAAUUCAAAACUGAGAGGUCAGAUUUACACAACUUUGCAUAACCUGUAGAUUGUAACCACGUAGUCCUGGGCUGUUGCCCUGGAAGUUGUACAAACUAAUCUUUCUGUGGAGUAGUCUGUGCUUUCCCUGAAUUGUCCUACACUUCUAGAAAAUGAGAAAAAUUAUAUCUUGUUCUGACCCCAGUCAAAUGUCCUCUGAACUGCUCAAAAACAUUUAACCUCCAAAUUUUCCAAAGCAAAAAUCAAUCCUUGAUAUUCAUGAACAAAAAAACAAACUAAUGACACUUACUUUUCACAUUCCGUCAUAAAGCACUGCAGUACAAACAACUCUCCAACAACUUCCUCAGGGAUCCCUGUUUUCUGACACAUACUAGAUUUGGUCAAUGUUCUGAUUGAUUGAUUUAUUAUCACAUGUACGAAAAUACAGUGUAAAGCUUUGUUUACAAGCUGUACAGGCAGAUCAUAGUAAGCAACGGAUGUACAGAUCAAGAAUACAGAUAGAGGCAUACAGGUUACAUUACACAGGGCAUGUGCUAGGUGAGAUGAACAUUAGCGAGAUCAGCAUUAUUUGAGGCUAGAGAGUCCAUUCAUCAGUCUGAUUACAGCUGGAAAGAAGAUGUUCCUGAACCUGUUGGUGCACGUGUUCAGGCUUCUGAUGGAAGAGCUUGUAGGAGAUCAUUACUGGCGUGUGAUGGGUCUUUGAUGAUGUUGGAUGCCUUUCCGUGGCAGCAAGCUGUGUAAAUAGAAUCCAUGGAUGGAAGGUUGGCUUCCGUGAUGUUCUGGGCUGUGUACACCACCUUCUGUAGUUUCUUAUGGUCCUCGGCAGAGCAAUUGCCAUUCCAGGCCGUUAUGCACCCAGACAGUAUGCUUUCAAUGGUGCAUCUGUAGAAGUUAGUGAGGGACAUUAUGGACGUGCCAAAUUUCCUGAGCUACCUGAGAAAGGAGAAGCAUUGUUGUCCCUUCUUAACUGUCGCAUCUACAUGGGAAGUACAGGACAGGUUGUCGGUUAUCAUCACUCUGAGGAACUUGAUGCUCUUCACCCUCUCAAACUCCGUUCCAUUGAUGUAAAUGGAAAUAUACUCUCCUCCUUUCUUUCUGAAGUCAAUGAUCAGUUCUUUAGUUUUGGAAGGAUGAUCUGACCUUUUUGAAAAGUAAGCAACUCAUAUGCCACUAUUUUAGACUCAAAACUCUACAUAUGAAAUUUCAUCACUGCAGAUCAGAGAAAUUUAUCAGAGAAUUAUAAUUGUCAUGUAUGGGUUUGAAAAAGCUGAUCAAAAGAUCAUGAUUUUGAGAAGCCAAAACAUCUCCAAGGUACUAAGCCCAGAUAGCAAUGAAGUCUGACAGCAGAUGGGACAGUGCUAGGGAGAACCACAUGCUUUUCUUGGGUUUGAACUACAU